UCUAUGAGCAGCUUCCCUCCGCUAACCAGGAAUGGCUAGAAUUGGCACCGGGCAUAUUGAGAGAUCGUUAAGUCAGUGAGGGUAGCAGUGUAGAGGUAGGUGGUUGAUCCUUGUGGGGGACAGUCUGGUGGAGUGUUUCCAGACUAGGACAGACAGACACACUUACGGAUUACCUGGCCUUUGUACUCUUGUGUUAGAUGUGAUAGGUUCUGUGGAGCUAGCAGCAGAAUUCAGGCAGGAAGUGGAAGGAAGAGCGAGGUGGCCAGUAAGAUUGUUUGACAGGUAGUGCAGUAGAGAGGGACCAAUGCUGAGUUAACAAUGGGUCCAGGUCUGCCUCCUGCCCUUGUGCUGGUGGUCCUAUCGACAGGACUGGCCAUAGCAACAGAGAGUCUUUCUAACCCCAACUCCAAGCCGCCCAGUGUUGCCAGAGCUACUCACAGGAAUGUUUAUUACUUAGCUGAAGAGAAAAUAGAGUUGGGUUGUAUAGCUGAAGGAUCCCCCGAGCCUGUAUAUUACUGGCUGAGAAAUGGCAUUCGAAUGAACCUGAGCAUUCCCGAGAACAAGGCACGGAUGACCCUUCAGUCUAACGUGGGUACUUUGGUCAUUGACCAGGCUCGGACCACUGAUGAGGGAGUGUAUCAGUGUGUGGCUGAAAAUAUUUUCGGCAAAUCUAUUUCAAUUAAAAGAAACGUGCAGUUAGCAAGAAUGGACCCUUUCCCCACCACAGUACCUCAAAAGAAGAGGGCAUUGUUGGGGCGAUCAGAAAUUCUUACGUGUAGACCUCCAAAUAGCAUUCCAAGAGCAAAAAUCAGCUGGAUUAUUGUAUCCGAAGGUGACCUUGACUACCGGGAUGAGGAUUCGGAAGAGGGGUUUAACUUUGUGAACUUGGAUAAUCGGAUUACGAUGGAUUGGAAAGGUAAUCUGUAUAUAACCAAUGUGAAACCGGAGGAUGGCCAGGAAGGGGCCAAGUAUGUGUGCAUGGCCAACAACAAGAUUGUACGAUCAUUCAAUCAAGGGGAGGAUAAAAUUCUGGAACCUUUCGGAAAGGACGGUGAAAAGGAGCCAGCUGAUGAGCCUGUGUCUCUUCUGUGGCAUUCAACCUUAGAUGUGCUUGGACUCGUGGGCAAAACAGCCAAGUUCAAGUGUAUUUUCGCAGGAAACCCUCAGGUAAAAAUUGUAUGGAAGAGAAAAGGAAAGGAGCUGACGUCUCGAAUGUCACAGAGCAGGGAUAUGUUUGACUUAGAAAUCAAGAGAGUCAAGUAUGAAGAUGCUGGACUUUAUGUGUGUGAAGGAAGCAACACGGCCCAUGACAAAGUCAUCAAAAAGACCUUCAAUCUCACAGUAGAGGCCAGACCCAAAUGGGUGUUGGAGCCUAAAGACCUGACUGUGGGUGUGGAAGAGAAUGCAGCGUUUUCCUGUGAAGCUAAAGGAAGCCCUCAGCCCACAGUCCAGUGGUACAUCAAUGGGAACCAAAUUGAACUGGAACCCCCUAACCCAAGAAGAAGGCUGCAAGGAAAUAAACUUAUCUUUACAAACCUGUCCAAGUCUGACUCGCAGGUCAUUCAGUGCAAUGCCACCAAUAAGAAUGGCUUUAUGUGGGCUGAUGUCUUCCUGCAUGUUCUUGCCAUCCCAGCCAAUGUAGACCGGGAGCCCUUGCCCAGACUGAAGGUGGCCGAGGGGCAGACAAUUACACUGACAUGUGAGUCGUCGGGGAAGCCCAAGCCCAGCGUUGUUUGGUUCAAGGGGAAUCAGCCCCUGACUGGGGACCGCCAUGUUGUACAGGAUAACGGAGAUCUCCUCAUCAAGAAUGUGAACCACAAAGACACCGGCAACUACAAGUGCUACGCUAGGAACAGGUUUGGGAAGGAUGAAGCUAAUGGAACACUCACUGUUAGAAAGAAAACUAAAAUAGAUUCUGAACCACUUGACCUUGAGUUAAUUUAUGGCAACGAGGCGACCUUUACCUGUGGGGCCAUCACUGACCCCCUUGAGACCCUGGAGUACUCCUGGCUGCGCAAUGGUGUCCGAAUUGAAGAGGAUGACCCCCGAUUCAGCAUCAUGGAUGGCACACUGACUAUCAUUGACAUCAACAGUAAAGACACUGCUAACUACACGUGCAUGGCAUCUAAUGGCCUUGACAAUGCUACAGCUUCUGCUAAAUUACAGGUCAAAGCACCACCUGAUCCACCCUACAAUGUGUCAAUGAAGCACUGCUACGCAAAUGAUGCCAUUUUGAAAUGGCAGUUUGAUACAAAACUGGAAAACUUCUCUCCUUUGCAAAGUUUUAUUGUGGAAUACAACACAUCAUUCCACCCAGAUGUCUGGGUCACUGGUGCAAGGCCCUCUGCUGAUAGUCGCGAGGCAGAAAUAAAGCUUUCAUUAUGGGUUAGAUACAAUUUCCGUGUCAAGGCCAUCAAUGAAAUCGGUAUUGGCAAACCAAGUGCUAUCAACCCGGCGGAGUGCAAGACUCCCCAAGGUCGUCCUGACCGGCAUCCCCGGAAGGUCCAGACUGUGGGUGACAAGACCAACUUCCUGGUGAUAGAGUGGGAGCCCAUGCCCCAGAUUGAGCACAAUGCACCCGACUUCUUUUACAACAUUACGGUGAAGGAGGAGGAUGGGGACGGCGUCAUGAACUUCGCAGAGGCAGAUUCCACAGUUGGCAGGAGGGAGAUCUUUAUCAACAAGACCUACAAGCCCUAUAAGAUCAUAGUGAGAGCACAGAACAGAGUGGGACAGCCAUACCUCCCAGCUGAGGAAAUUCGGGGUUUCUCUGGGGAAGCAGCACCAACUGUUGUCCCUGGGAACUUCGAGCUGGACCCUGACAAGAAUGUGACAGCAACAAGUGCAGGUUUCCGCUGGGAUCCUGUCAACACAAGCACAGAGUCCAUGCAGGGAGAAUACAAAGGUUACAAGGUUCGUUACUGGAAGAGAGAACAGAAGGAGACGACACUGCACGAAGUGUUCAUCCCCGACACAACCAAGGAUGGCGCUUCACGGAGACGGAGACAAGCAGACAACAAGAUGAGGGCAGAGGUGCGAAACUUGCCCUCGUACUCAGAGAUAGAGGCUGAUGUUGUGGUCGUCAACAACUACUUCAGCUCUGAAGGCAGCAACAUCGUCAACUUCUCAACACCAGAAGGAGUACCGUCAGCUGUAGAGUACCUGGAUGCUCUGUACCGUGGCUCCACGCACUUCCUGCUGGAGUGGGGGGAGCCCAAGGAGCCAAACGGCAAUGUUACUGGCUACAGGGUUGGCUACAAGAAGAUACAAGGCCUGGAGGUUGGUGAGCUGGUGGUGGGUAAGACAGUGACGAAGCGGCGCGUGUUUCUAGGGGGCCUGAGCCCAGACACCGCGUACCGCGUGUACGUGUGGGGGCUGACACAGGAGGGCCAGGGGGAAGAGUACUACAUCGACACACGCACAGCUGAACACACAUCAGACCUUGUUCGUCCGGUUGUUGACAAAGUUAUGGCAGCUGCUACAGCUGUCAAUGUGACAUGGCGCAUCCCAGACAUCGAUGGAAGGCCUGUGGGAGCUCGCUCGUUCCUGCAAUAUCGCCAACUUGGGAAGGGUGAUUGGGACAGUGUUCCGGAUGAAGAACAUGAAGACUUCUGGCAGCAGAUUGAAGGUCUGAAGGAAGCAACACCCUACCAGGUGCGCGUGGUGACGAAAACAGGGCAGUAUGGCACCGAGAGUUACCGGGAAGCCGCGAGUGACCAGCGCACAUUUACAACCACGGGUGUAGAUACCUUCUUUCCUGUCUUCGCUUACCUGAAUGCAAACGAAACCACCAACAAUUCUACUGGAGCGGCCAAGAGGGCCAAUGUGCUGAGUGCUGGAUGGUUUAUUGGAAUGAUGGUGGCCAUAGCCAUUCUGCUUCUCAUCCUCAUCAUCGUCUGCAUCAUCAAGAGAAACAGGGGAGAUAAAUACCAUGUGCAAGAGAAGGAACGUCUCCGUGGCAGCAACCCCGAUGACGGACAGGAUCACUUUAAUGAGUAUGCAAAGAGUGAUGAGAACGGAGUUGGACAAAGUAAUUCAUUCGAGAACAACCCAGAAAAGAUGCCUCUGGAGUAUGACGAGACAGACAGCAUGGAGGACUAUGGUGAUGUAGACCCAGGGAAAUUUAAUGAAGAUGGGUCUUUUAUUGGUCAGUAUGGAGUUCAAAAGUCCCCCGAGCCAGCAAAUGCCUCAGCUAUGUCAACUCUAGUAUAAGGAGCCCGGUCAUCUCAUUUAGAUAGCAUCAUCGAAAGUGUGGAAUUCUCAGACUGGGAGUGACCUGCCUUGAUAGGUACAUUGCUUAUAUCAAGCCAGUAAAUGACAGUUUAGUUAUUAAAUGACAUAUGUACUGACACAAGUUCAAGAGGAGCUGGUCUUGUUGUACUGGCACACACUGUAUUGAGGCUGGAAGUUACAAGGAGUCUUAGGUCACCAACAUACCUAAUGGACCACACUGGAGGACCAAUGUCAUCUACAAGACAAAUAUUGUCUUCAAGCUGUUGAAUGCAAAUUUACACCAAUGUGAAAUAAGAAGCACCACACAAAAGCCAUGAAGUGCUUACAUUGUGAAAUAGUAUGUUGUUAUGAAAUGCUGAAACACCUGAUCAGUAAGAGGAAGAAUUGAGCCAAAUGAUGGGUGACAAGAAGUACACUUUUGUCAGGAAUCGCAGCUUUGUGCAUGGACAGACAGUACCAAUAUUGGUGUAACAGGAGUAAAUAUGCUGCUCUGCUGACCUAAGAACUUCACAGUCUCUGUGGAUGACUAUUCAUAACAUCAGAUCAAUUGCCUUACCUAUGAGGACCUAUAGAGCAGAUGAGUGCUGUCUGUUUUCUUCAAGAGUAUUUUAUCAUUGGUUGCAGUAGCCACGUAUCUAACUGAGUGAUUCAGUUGUUGCUUCAAACGUGUGCAACUCAUCAUAACCCAUAUAAUCCUCCUAGACGUAGUUGUCCCACUGUAUUGUACGUAGUAGUUCCCGAUGCUGGUUGUGAUGUUCCGAACUGCUUUCUCCACACCCAUACACAGUGCGUAGUAGUGUCCGGCGGUCCUGUCCACACAGACCGCUGUCUGGAUCCCACAGAGCUAACAGUUGGCAGGAGGAGGCCCACCUGUAGCCAUGUAUAGUACCCAAAACAAGUUAAAAAAGCCCCAUUCCUUCAUAGGACUACAGUUGAUCUGUCAUGGCUGGUGGGUAUUGCCUCACACAGCCUUCCAAUUGUGGGUGUUCUUUAACUUGUUUCCUGUAAUAUAUUCAAAGGCUAUCUAGAUUUUCAGAUUAGAGGUACGGGAAUUGAGUCCUGGUAACAAGUGACAAAUCACCUAACUUCAUGACCUGGGCAAAUCUCUUGAUGCAAGUUUUAUUCAUGAGUAGGGUUAAAGAUGCUGCUCCAGGUAGCUGAUGAAAGUUGUGCAUUCUAUUGGAAUCAUUACCAAAAAUAAACACAUCAGAUUUAUUUUUGAUGUGUUGGAUGACAGCUAUCAUAUCAGAUAUUCCAACCUGUGCAGAGCUACAGAUGAGGGAAACAGUCAUUGUAACCAUGGAGGGCCUGUAGGAUGCAACUCCCAACGCCUCACACCAACAUGUUUUGAUAUGUUCUACAAGUUCUAGUCAUGUUACUCUUGAUAGUUCACAUGAAGUUCUUCUCCUAUCAACCCAGAUAGUCUUUGGUUAGUUGUUUUGUGUUAUUUAUGCUGAUGUAACAAUUAUUGCAUAAUCCCGUUAUUCACAUCGAGUGCAAAUUCAAGUAAAAACAUGGCCGCAAAGUAUCCGUGCAAUACUGUUUAAUCACUGCCGUUACGUGAUCAGUUCUUCAGGAUAUUACCUUGAAGGUUGUAACUGCCAUUAUGAUAUAGAUGUGUUUUAGCUGGGGAAAAUGCCAUCAAUUUAGUUUGAGAUUAGUGAUGCAUUAGUUUAUUUGUGAAAGUAUCUAUUAUGGAUAUUUUUUGGCAGCCUAGGCAGAAGUAUGUUCAGCUUAUUGCACUCUGUCUAUUAGAACUUCCACUUUCUUGAUUCUAAGCUUUGUAAUCUACCUCUUUGAUUUUGAGAUUUAUUGAUGUGUAAUUCAGUUGUAAUUUCUGUCAGUGCCAAAUAAUUAUUUAUCAUUUGUGAAUGGUCUUCAUGAAGUUGUAUUUUUGGUUUCUGGGGUAUGGUUUGAGUCCUAUAUCAAGUGCUUACGUUGAUUAUCUCAUUGUUGCGGAGGUAAGAGGUUGCCACGGAGACAUGCUGACGGGAAUUCCAAUGUUUUCAAGACAGGCAUACAUACAAGUUGGUUUGCACCAGCAAAUUACAUUUGUAUAUUUUUAUAACAUUUGUUUUUGGAACAUUACAAGCAAUGUUUGUUAUUUAUGACCGAAAAUGUUAAUUUUGUUUUUGUUAUAUACCAGUGCCCAAUGCAAGAUCUGUAUUGCUGUGUGUGUGUGUGUGCAAAGAAUAUUAAUGUCUUGUAUUCUUGUUAUAUCUUGAAAUAAGCAUUGUUUUCAGGAGAUUUCCCUAACCACUUACCAUCAUCAAAGUACAGUGUUCAAUAAUUGUACUGACCAACACGCCAGUGUAAAUGCUUUACUAGAGUGCUUCGUGUCCUCUGCUUGAAGUAGAGUGGUGUCCCCUUGAUUUGGAGGAGCCAUUUUCCAUUCCCAUAUAUAUUAUCAAGUGCAUUUAGUGGAAAUGUCCGUCGAAGUUCAUUAUGUAAUGUGACUUUAUAUGCUGGAAAAAAGAUCUGAUAUUAAUAUUGUCAUUGAUUUUGUGUCAUAACCAUGUCCUUGAUGUGAGAAAUGUGUCAUCUGAUUUUUAUUUGAAGCUGUUCGUGUCAGAUGGGACAUGUCUAAUUAUCCGUUAGAGUUACCUACCCAUUUUUCUCCAUGGCUUUUAUGUCUGGUAUUAACAUAUUAAUCUCUCGGUUGACACCACACAUCCAACAUUGUCAUCCGAAUCCUCCAUACUACUGCUAGAUCACCUUUUCAUUUCAUGUGGAGAAAAGCAUAUUCAUUGGUUGCACAUUUUGUUUAUUUUAUGUAGUAUGUAAAGUAGUGCAACGUUAGCUCCAAGCAUGUUAGUUGCCACAAGAAGAAGGCCUAGAGUCGAGAGACUGGCAACUCUCUCAGUCAGAGCUGUGUUGGCCCAAUAUUGUAACAUGAGGUGCAGCUGAGCUUCAACCUAACACUUGAACUGCAUGUGCUGGUUGCAGUUGAAGGUGACAUCAAACAAAUGCCGUUCAGGGGACAAGCAUAGGUAACUCGUAAAGAAGUUAGAUGAAAAAUAGUUCCUCAAUGUUUCAUGCUUGCUACAACUGUCAUAUGAUAUUUGAAAGUUGGUUUAUAUCUUAUGAUUUGGAUUAAUUUGCUUGCUAAGAAACAAUAAGUUGCAUAAUGUCUUGCCUUGUGGCACCAUAGCAUGAUAAGACCUAGAUAGUGCAUAGCUCACAUUCUGGAGAGAACUAUUUAUGCAUAAUUAUAAGAUACAUUCCUGUGUGUUUGUGAUUUUGUUCCCAUUAGCACUGACUGGGUACUAAUCUUCCAAUUAAUAUAUGCUAAGGUUUUUAUAUGAUGUUUUUUUAUGAUAUGGUUUGUCAUUUUCCUGACUUAAAUUAUUUUUGUCAAGUUAUGGGGGAAACCUAGAUUGUGAUUUAAGAUGGUUAAAUUGUAAAAUCUGGUGGUUUUGUGUACUUUUUCCCACUUUAUAUUCCGUGCCUUCUAAUAAAUUACCCUCAAGCCAUUAGUUGAUGGAUGAAAUUGUUUUCAUGUUCAUUAAGUUAGUGCUCUUUUCAUGGGUUUGUAUUUUAUUUAGAAAAUCUGAAUUUUCACUUUCAGGUCAGGAAAAGGACAAAGCAAAGUUAUUGUAUUUUAUUGAAUGUUAUGCCCCUCCCUGUAUAUACUUCUUGUCAAUAUGAAUGACUUGUUGGCUGCUGAAUACUUCGAUAUGGUCUUUGCCUAAUUACACAAUAUCUUAAUCUUGUUGGCCAUUUCUCUAGAGGGGUUGUCUCAAAAGCUGUUAUGUUCAUUCAAAUCAAUUUGUCUACAUUCAUAAAUUUCAUUUGUGCAAGGGAAAUCAUGUAGCAGCAGAUAUUGCAAAACUAUUGGCAUGGUAACCUUUGAGACAACUCCCUAUGCAAGCAAGAUUAAACGUGGCUUGAACUAGUCAACACUUUCAUCCCUCUAUCUGGCUAUUAUCAUCAUGUUUGUAUGUGCAAAUCUUUUCACAGAAAUCAAAACUGAAUAAAAAUGUGCUUGAAA
Haliotis rufescens (red abalone) is the source of this 8224-nucleotide messenger RNA. RefSeq names its product neuroglian-like. The transcript has 23 exons. NCBI's taxonomy places the organism in Eukaryota, Metazoa, Mollusca, Gastropoda, Lepetellida, Haliotidae. The record is from RefSeq and is a predicted model, not a curated record. Gene Ontology annotation, biological process: cell-cell adhesion. The coding region runs from base 319 to 4212 and encodes 1297 amino acids. Gene Ontology annotation, molecular function: protein binding.